Molecule: messenger RNA, 948 nt
Organism: Durusdinium trenchii
Lineage: Eukaryota; Dinophyceae; Suessiales; Symbiodiniaceae
Source: the annotation of a GenBank genome assembly
AUGGAUGGAGACUUGAACGUCCGAAGUUGGAAAGCUUCGACUUGCGAGGCCUCAACUGAAGCGCCCAAGGAAGAGUCAGCACCGGCUGCGCCCGCUGCAGAGGCAGGAACCACAGAGAGCAGGCCCCUUUUCACUUUCGCCCCUGAACAGUUGUGCAGCGGUGAAGCACCCAAGGAAGAAGCAGCGCCAGCUGCCACACCUGAGGCCGCAGCCGAGGCACCCAAGGAGGAAUCAGCGCCCACUGCGGCAGAAGCACCCAAGGAAGAAUCCGGGCCCGCUGCAGCCGCUCCUGCAGAGGCCACAGCAGAGGCACCCAAGGAGGAAUCUGCUGCGCCUGCCGUCUCGCCAGCUGCGGUCACAGAGGCUGCGGAGGCGCCCAAGGAGGAAACCGGCGUCGCAGAGGCCUUUUGGUCGCAGGUGGCUGGAUCUGCUCCGCCGGCGGAAGAGAAGGAGGCAGAAGCUGCUCCAGUGCCACCAAGCACAGAAGAGGUGGGUGGAUCUUCAGAGGAGAAGGCAGAAGCAGCACCUUUGCCACCCGCCACGGAGGAGGUGGCUGGCUCAUCCCCUCCUGUUGAAGAGAAGAGCGAGGUAGCUGGAUCUGCCCCUCCCGCAGAGGAGAAGAAAGAGGCUGAAACGGCAGCACCUGUGGCAAGCGGAGAGGUGGCUGGCUCAUCCCCUCCUGUUGAAGAGAAGAGCGAGGUAGCUGGAUCUGCCCCUCCCGCAGAGGAGAAGCAAGAGGCUGAAGCGGCAGCACCUGUGGCAAGCGGAGAGGUGGCUGGCUCAUCCCCUCCUGUUGAAGAGAAGAGCGAGGUAGCUGGAUCUGCCCCUCCCGCAGAGGAGAAGCAAGAGGUGCGAAGAAUGCUGAAGCGGCAGCACCCGUGGCAAGCGGAGAGGCAACCUUUGCAUUUACUUGGACAGAGUCAGAUUGAGAGCAACAUAGAGCAAUGA